Molecule: messenger RNA, 774 nt
Organism: Anopheles coustani
Lineage: Eukaryota; Metazoa; Arthropoda; Insecta; Diptera; Culicidae
Exons: 1
Coding region: 1-774 (257 amino acids)
Source: RefSeq, a predicted model, not a curated record
AUGCAUACGUUCGUUGAUGCAAGCGAAGCCGGGUUCGCAGCCAUCAGCUACCUACGAAUAAUCAAAGGAAACUUUAUGGAGUGCAGCUUUGCGGCAGCCAAAACAAAGGUCGCCCCAUUGAAGUUCCUCUCCAUACCGCGGUCGGAACUACAAGCCGCGGUGGUUGGCGUAAGGAUAGCAAACACCGUUAGAACGUCAUUAUCCACCGCAGUACAAAGGCGUUUCUUCUGGUCCGACUCCAAGGAUGUUCUCUGCUGGAUAGGCUCAGACCACAGAAAAUACAAUCAGUUUGUGGCAUGCCGCGUCAACGAGAUACUUGAAUCAACGGAGAUAGACGAAUGGAGAUGGGUACCCACGAAUGAAAACGUUGCGGACGACGGCACCAAGUGGGCUAAAGAACCGGUAUUUGACUCAACGUCCCGUUGGUGGCGUGGACCGGAAUUUCUGUGGAGUAACGCGGAUAAGUGGCCCAAACAGCAGGAACGCGCGGAAAUGGCGAUUACCACCAACGAACUUAGAGUCCAGGUGAACUACCACAAGUCAACUCUCCCGCCACUAAUCGACCCCUCACUCUUUUCAGAAUGGACCAAGCUGGUGCGGCACACUGCGCUGGUCAUUCGAUUCGUAAAAAAUCUGAAACGAAAGAUGAAGGGAGAACGACUUGAACUGGCGACACUAACUGGAGAUGAACUAAACGAAGGAGAAACUCACCUGUACAAGACAGCUCAACAGGCAAAGUACGGUAAAGAAAUCUUCGUACUUGUCGUGGAGUAA